Molecule: messenger RNA, 4651 nt
Organism: Onychomys torridus (southern grasshopper mouse)
Lineage: Eukaryota; Metazoa; Chordata; Mammalia; Rodentia; Cricetidae
Gene: Wnt9b
Product: Wnt family member 9B
Exons: 4
Coding region: 61-1140 (359 amino acids)
Biological process (GO): cell fate commitment; canonical Wnt signaling pathway; neuron differentiation
Cellular component (GO): extracellular region
Molecular function (GO): frizzled binding; cytokine activity
Source: RefSeq, a predicted model, not a curated record
GCGGCGCUGCGAGCGCCCGUUGGCGCGAGGAGAUGCAAGAGUGCGCCCGCCGUCGGCAUCAUGCGCCCCGCGCCCGCGCUGGCCCUGGCCGCUCUCUGCCUGCUGGCGCUGCCCGCCGCCGCCGCCGCCGCCACCUACUUCGGCCUGACAGGGCGUGAUGUCCUGACACCCUUCCCAGGCCUGGGCACAGCGGCAGCCCCGGCCCAGGCUGGUGCCCACCUGAAGCAGUGUGACCUGCUGAAGCUGUCCCGGAGGCAGAAGCAGCUCUGCAGGAGGGAGCCUGGCCUGGCUGAGACCCUGAGGGACGCGGCACACCUGGGGCUGCUGGAAUGCCAGUUCCAGUUCAGGCAGGAGCGCUGGAACUGCAGCCUGGAGGGGAGGACCAGCCUGCUCCAGAGAGGCUUCAAGGAGACAGCCUUCCUGUAUGCAGUGUCCGCAGCUGCCCUCACGCAUGCACUGGCCCGGGCCUGCAGUGCUGGGCGCAUGGAGCGUUGUACCUGUGAUGACUCUCCAGGCCUGGAGAGCCGGCAGGCCUGGCAGUGGGGUGUGUGUGGUGACAACCUGAAGUACAGCACCAAGUUCCUAAGCAACUUCUUGGGGCCCAAGAGAGGAAGCAAGGACCUACGAGCCCGAGCCGACGCCCACAACACCCAUGUGGGCAUCAAGGCUGUGAAGAGUGGUCUGAGAACAACCUGUAAGUGCCACGGUGUGUCCGGCUCCUGUGCGGUGCGUACCUGUUGGAAACAGCUGUCCCCGUUCCGUGAGACCGGCCAGGUGCUGAAGCUACGCUACGACACCGCUGUCAAGGUAUCCAGUGCCACCAAUGAGGCUUUGGGCCGUCUGGAGCUAUGGGCACCUGCUAAGCCAGGUGGGUCUGCCAAGGGCUUAGCACCUCGCCCCGGGGACCUGGUCUACAUGGAAGAUUCUCCCAGCUUCUGCCGGCCCAGCAAGUACUCCCCAGGCACGGCUGGCAGGGUGUGUUCUCGGGACGCAAGCUGCAGCAGUCUCUGCUGCGGGCGAGGCUACGACACCCAGAGCCGCAUGGUGGCUUUCUCCUGCCACUGCCAGGUGCAGUGGUGCUGCUAUGUGGAGUGCCAGCAGUGCGCCCAGCAGGAGCUUGUGUAUACCUGCAAGCGCUAGGUCUCCACCAGAUGAGACUGCGGUACUGCCCAGGCUCCCACUGCGCAGGACUCCCACCACGCAGGACUCCCACCGCGCAGGACUCCGGCAAGCACUUACCUGCCGAUGUACACGCCGCGCACAAGGGUGUGCCACUCAUUUCUCUUCCCCAACAGAUCAUGGGCCCGCCUUCUGCUUUCCUCCCCAUUCAGCAGAGAGAAACAAAGCCCUGCCUCUAAGUCCCAGGAUUACCAAUCUGGUUGAGGACUUGGGGCAGCAAACACACUGAGAAGAGAGGGAAAUAUAUGAGGAUCUGGGUAGGGCAGGAACGAGACUAUGCCAGAAGAGAGAAACUUCUUCCUGUCAACAAAAGCUGGGAGGAUCCGGAAGAGGAAGGCAGAACCAGCUAGAGUGUGUGCAUGCACAGCAUCCAACUGAAACAUGGCCAAUCUGUGUGGCCCCACUCUGAUGACAGAGAGCUCUGGGUGCCACAUGCCUGCCCUGCUUUCGAAGGGAGGCACUUUGAGCACUGGAGACUGUUCAGAAUGUUUAUUGGGAGCAAGGAGAGCAUUUUGGGCGUGGGUGGAUCAGGUCACAGAGCCCGUGCCCUGAAGUCUUGUGUCCUGGACUCAAGGCUGCCUCUCGGUCUCCUUGUCUUGAGAGCCAAGUCCCCCACAGCCACUCAGCUCUGCUCAGUGAGACCCCUAAUGCACAUAAGAAGGGCACAGGAGCCAGUCUCCACGGUGGGACUUGGAUAAUGCAACUAGGGUUGAGUGGGGGAGACAGUGGCCCUUUCUCUUUUCCUUGGUGGCCACAGGAACUUUUAAUUACAGCCCAGAGGAGGAGAGGCAGUGUCCUGAUGCCUGGAAGAGAUACGGCAGGCUCUGUAUUGAAACACCACCCCGGAGUGUGUUCUGCCAAUUCCCUGUGACCAGGGUCUCCCUGAGCUGCGAGGCCCCCUUACAUGUUAGUGAUACAACGGUUGGCUCAUGAACCACAAGUCUGCUUGCUUCCCAGCCUCAGGAUGCUUAUGCAGGCUUUUGCCCCGGCUAAGUCUUUGCUAAGCCUGACUCCUCAGUGGUCCCUUUCCUUUACUAAUGGCCCCUUCACUUGGGCUCCUACCAGAGGAACAGAAUGACUAUUGAUGGAUCAAGUGGCUAUUUUUAAUGUCCCCCACCAAGGUCCCCUGUGAAGGAAGAGAAACUAGUGCUCAGGUACAGGCUAUACAGAUGCACACACACAGCCUGGCCAGGCACAGGCUCCCCGUGACGCUGCACACAUCUCUCCAGCCCAGGACAAAGACCUCACUGGGGUCACUCUGCUGGAGUCUGUAUACUUCCCCAGAGCAGGGCCCAAGGCCAGCCAGGAGGAAGUGACCUCUUUUGGGAAGCCUGUAGCCACUUGGCUGGCUGUGCUGAGCCCUCCUAUAAGCUUCCUUCUGUUCUGAACCCUGUCGGGGUUACUAUCCCUCUGCGGGAACAGGAAGCUUCAGAAUCAGUGGGUGCUCAGCGGACAUCACCCACACCAGCUCCAGGAAGGAGGCUCUCCAGCCCAGAGGGGGCCACCCUAUCUUUGGUGGCUCAGGCCAGUGUGAGGAUGCUGGAAGGAUCUUUGAUGGCAGAAGCUCCAAGGAGGAGCCACAGUGACCUGAGACCCUUCCCUGGAAUGACUUUACUGACUAACUAAAGAAGCCCACCCACAGUUUGGCAGGAGGGGAAACAUAGACUGAAGGCUGGUUUUCUACUUCCCUGCUGAAGGUUGACUUGUUCCUUGGUAACCUGAGGCAUCCCUCUCUUCUGUGAUCCCUACUCCUGCUCUCCCUGGAGGCUACACAGGCAAGAAGGGAUCCCAAACCAACUUGGGGACUAGAACCUUCUGACCUACAACCAUACUACGUGGUUAGGAGGGCUGGGGGUGCAGAAGGGUCAAAGUCGACCCGAAGCCUAGGCUGUGGCGGCCAUUAACCCUGGUGCCCCAGGGCACCCAAAGUCUGAUCCUCUCCCUCCUCUUUUCUUUCUCCAAGGUCCAUCUCUUCCUGUUCCCCCUAAAAUCCCACCGCAGUCCUGCUGGGGCCCCCCAGACUGGAACUUUAAGGGAGAUGUUCACAGGGUAUUUCUGCCUACCUCAUACAUAUAGUUUUUAGGAAAUAAUUUAUAUAGCUAAGAUAUAUGGGAAAGUAUUUAUGUUAUUUAUAUAGCUUCUCUAUUUCUUGGGCACCAUUAUGUGGGGUUCACACAUUUACCCAGAAUCUUCUGGGGAAACACAGCUGGGUCAGCCGGGGGUGCUUGCAGACUUGGAUACCAGAGAGCCGAGGGAGGUCACAGCUCCUGUAUCUCAUGGAAGUCUGUCCUGGAGCUCUGGAGCAUACGUCCCUCCUGAGAUGACCUCGUGAGACUGAGCAGAAUCUUUCUUGUGAAGUCUGCAGAUUCUCUGCCUCUGGGCCCCAGGGGCAUUUCUGCCCUGUUCACAGGGUUUUUCUCCUAAAGGACAAAAAAGGAUGGGCACUUUCCAUUUUUGGAAACACUCUUUACUUUCCCUGAUUUCCCCAUUUUCCCUGUGUGGUUAUGUUAGGUGAGCCCAAACUACUGUACCCAUUUUCCAGUUUUGGCCCAGAGAUGGAGGCCUGUGCUCAAAGUCACACAGAAGAGAACAGUGAGGGAAUACUGACUUGAACAUGUCCCAGGAACUGGGAGAGUGGUCCUACUCUAGACCUGAGAGCCAAAGCAAACAGUCUCACUUGGAACCUAGAAACUAAGGGAGGUCCUUGCUGUGCAUGACCCUGGCCUUCCCCUUGGAUGACAUGCUAGUUUCUCCAGCAAGCCAAGUCGCAGGACUGGGAUUUCCUGAGAAGCCUAGAGAGAUGAAGACUCCACGGAAGUCAGUCUUGGGAGUCCUGCAGUCCACAUCAACUAAGAUGACCAGGCUAUAGCACCCAGCCCGUGGAUGAGUUUUGUUUGCUUUCUUUUGUGUUUUUUCCUUUUAAAAAUGAAUUGUUUCCCACUGGAUUUCUAAUUUUUCUUUGAAAAUCAGUUGCACUGGCAAAUGGGACUUACAUCCUGACUCACUGCAUUGGGAGCCACACCAGACAGAAUGCAUGGGGAUCCCCAACUGGCCCAGUGUCCCCUGCCCUUUCUCAAGUUAUAUAUGCUCCCAUCUGGCUUUCAUGGGCAUGCAGAGCGUGGCCCCUGGCCUAGACAAAGCCAGCUGUUCCGGCCCCCUCUGUUGUCUGACAGACGGAUGAUCGCACAGACUGUACCAGCCUUGAAGAUGUCUUACUCUCCAGUGUCCUCUCUCAACGACCAUGAACUUCCCGUGCUUUCUGUCUGAGCACAUAGGAGAACUGUUACAGAAGCCCCUCUUUGUCAAGUGCUGUUGCACAUCCCACCCACCUCCCCGCAACUAUUUAGGGAGCUCCUAACGAAUGCCAGGGAGACACUCUUGGUGGUAGGAUGCCGCAGUGCUUAAGAGCAAAUCCCAGCCUCAUGGGGCUGAUGUGCUGGAGAGCAGAAAGCUAGCAAACUAAUAAACUAUG